CAGCAGAUGGACUGGAUUCCACGUCCCCACUGCUGUCCAUCAACGUGGCACAACAAGCCCCGCCCAUUGUCUUGACGACUUCCGGCAACAACUCCCUCCCCCUCAGGCGACAAAUUCCGGCGGAAAGGCAGAGCUAUGUGUUGUAGUACAGAUCCUGGAGCAGAGACUGUCAGACUGCAUCACUCUAUUCAUUAGUGGUAGAACAGAAAGUAGAAGAUAGGGGUUGAGUGGGGUAAGAUGAGCCAGUGUGUAAGUUGAGACACCCUUGUAUCUAGGCAACUAUGUGUUGUUUUGUCAUGUGACCAAACAUUCUGAAGGUGCACGUCAUAUCCAGCUGUCUGUAAAUGAGAAAAACACAAAGGAAAAGUAAGUUUGUAUUACUUAAAAAGUUUUUUUUCCAUGUCAAAGCAUAUUUAUUCAACUUAUGUUGUUGUCAAACAUCAUAGGAAAGCUAUCAUGCCACGAAACUAUAUUCGAAAAACUGACUGGGGCUCAGUAACCUACGAGGAGCUGGAGAAAGCGUUCGUUGAAGUCAAGCGUGGGAAAUCUAUCAGAACAGUGGCGAAGGAAAGGAAGAUUGGCAGGUCCACCCUGCAGAGGUACAUGAAAAAAGCUGAGGAAAAAAGAGAAAAAACAGUAGGGUACAGAGGAACAGCAGAAGCCAAGAGGAUCUUGUCCGAGGAGUUGGAGGAGGAGCUUGCAGAAAACAUCAGGAUGCUGGCUGAUCUCCACCACAGCCUUACUCCAAAGAAAUGCAGAGAAGUUGCAUUUGAAUUUGCGCAGAAGAACAACAUUCCUGUGCCCAACAACUGGGGAGAGCAGAGGUUAGCAGGUCGAGAUUGGCUCAGUAGUUUCAUAGCCCGCCACAAUCUCUACAGCCACAUAACUGAAGCAGCAUCUUUGGGAAGCCAUGGACAGAUCAUCAGUUUCAGUCUGGACAACCAAGAUGAAGUCAAGAAGGAAAUCAAAGAGGAGAGUAAUGUUCCUGUUUCGAUUCAGGAUGCUUCAGGGGAGGAGAGUGGUGAAAUUUGUGAUUCAGACCGAAACCUGUUAGAUACUGACUUAUUUCUUACAUGAUGUUACCUGUAUAUGAUGAAACUAAAUGUAAAAAAAAGGUUAAAACAUUUUGAUGCUUAAUCUUGUUUCCUGUUGGUUGAAGUAUAUCUUUAAGAAUACAAGAAUAAGUGCUGCAAAAUUACUUGAAAUUUUGAUCACAUAUUAUUAAAUUAUUAUUAUCAUACUUUUGUUUUUGCUUUUACUUAUGUAAAUAUAUUUUUCUUUAAAUAAUGCAACAAAAAUUGUCAGUUAAAGUCUUUCUGUAUCCAUAUACAGUAGUAGCCAAAAGUGAUUUCCAGUCUAGGAAAUUCGACAUACUCACCCUUUAUUAAAAUAUUAUUAAAAAAUGUGUUAAAGAUUUUGUAAGCAUA
This is a messenger RNA of Ctenopharyngodon idella (grass carp), 1427 nucleotides long. RefSeq lists its product as uncharacterized. NCBI's taxonomy places the organism in Eukaryota, Metazoa, Chordata, Actinopteri, Cypriniformes, Xenocyprididae. The transcript is spliced from 4 exons. Bases 400 to 1077 code for a protein of 225 amino acids. The record is from RefSeq and is a predicted model, not a curated record.